Cornus florida is the source of this 4866-nucleotide messenger RNA. RefSeq lists its product as uncharacterized. The coding region runs from base 1380 to 4199 and encodes 939 amino acids. NCBI's taxonomy places the organism in Eukaryota, Viridiplantae, Streptophyta, Magnoliopsida, Cornales, Cornaceae. The transcript is spliced from 7 exons. The record is from RefSeq and is a predicted model, not a curated record.
AGAGAGAGAGAGAGAGAGAGAGGUCUUGGAGGGUGAUUUUAGUGAUGAUGGUUGAACGUGGAAGUGCAGAGGAGAAAAUGAAACACCCCCAAAAUUUCCUUCAAUGGGAAGCUUUCAACACAAUGGGCCCAACAAUUCCUACUCAGCAACAACCAACCAUCACGUAUUCUUUUCCUCCCAAUACGAUCCACAGUAGCCGACAUUGUAAAGCUCUAAACUUUCACUUUUCAACUAUUUCUUUUUCAUCUUCUUCUUCAAUAUUCACUACACUCUUUUCUCUCCUCCGUUCCUUCCACUUUCCUCAGUCUUUAAUGGCUGCCUAUACCUAAUUUCUACGUGGGUCGGUGUUUGUGCCUUCUGGGUCUCUCUCUUUUUGGUCGGUUAAGACACCCACAAAGUCUCUGCUUUGACAACAUUUUCUCUUUUUUCUUCUUUGGGGUGUGGUGGUCCUGCAUAGGAUUUGUACAGGUUUAUUCUGAUUUUUUCAGUUGUGUGAUGAAAAUGAAACUAAUCUACUGAGAGAUCAUUCUCAAUUUUAAUAAGGACUUUUCUGGGGGUGAUGAUAUAUGCUUGGAAUUGCUGUUAAGUUUGAUUUGGGUAUUUCAGAAAGCUUAAUUUUGGGGCAUUUAGAUUCAUUUUGUGUAUCAACUUUGAGUCCCUCUUUUUCUGGUUGGUGAAUGUACGCACCAAUCUUGACAAAAUUUCCAUAUAAUUUGCAAAAGAAUCGAUUCGGGUGUUUCUAGAAAAUUAAUUUUUUUGGUGCUUAAAAAGUAGAUUGUUGAGUUUUGGAGAUAGUGGUGUACCUGUAUUUGGCGAUUCAAGAGUUGCACAUUUGGUAUGAAAGAGAAUUCUUGAAUCAUUUACAGGGAAAAGUGAAUUAAUAACUUGACAGUUGGAUUGAAGGAGUUAGGUUCUGAAUUGAGUAUGUGGGGUGAAUUUGAUUGAAGGCAGGAUUAAAUGCCUACUUUAAUGUUGUUUACGUCUUCAACAAGUUUAAUUCUCGAUUAAUUUUGUUGUUGAAGGUUUUUGAUUAGUAAAGCUGGCAAAUUUAGAGUGAAAAUACUUGUCAGAAUUGCUCUUUUCGUCCAAAGGAAGAUCUGGUUACCAUUGCCUAAAGUUCAAGGCACUGGUUUAAGGCUCGUGGAUGAAAAAUAGAGGUAAAAAAAAUUGAUUCCUUGCCAGCUAAAGAGGGCAUUUUGUUCCUUGAGCUUUACUCUGUUGGAAAGCUUGUGGAUUUGGAAUUGGAAUGUGUUGAUCUUCUUCAAUAGUAAUCUCUGGCUGCAUAUUUUUUCUUAUUGGCGUAUCAGUUUUAGGGGCUCCAAUUUUCAGGAAGUUUGCAUGAACAAAAAGUUCUGAAGUCAAAAACUCAUCCAUUCGUUAUGGCAAAAAGAUCACAAAGACGACCUGUGCGAUUCGAAAAAGAUCAGGUGGGCUGUAUAUGGGGCUGGAUUGGUAUCUUCAACUUUCGCCAUGGUCGUUCAACUCACAGGAUGCUUUCAGGUGGGAGGUGGGAGAACAAACUACCUGUUGUUGGUGCUGGGCAUUCUAGGUCCGAAUUGUUGCUGACAAACUUUGAUGAGAAGUGUCAAGGAUUUUGUGAUGGUGAUGAAAGUGAAAUCAAAACAGGCGAUGAUGGUAAAACAAGUGUAAAGGAACUCAUGGAAGAAGAGAUGUUCGGUGAACAGGAUCCUAAGAAGCAUAUAAGAAGUACGGAAGUAGAACAAAAAGAAUCUAAUUCAGAAGGACGUGUGAAAAAGAACCGUAAGCGAACAAAGAAAACUAGCAAGGGCUCUUGUGAUAUACAUUGUGAUUUGAAUGCUGCCGAAAACUUGGUGCCUGAAAAUUCUAGUCGUCAUGUGUCAGAGCAAAAAAUCUCAAAUAAUCUUGAUCUUGAAGUAAUAAUAAAAGAGUUCUAUCAGCAGAUCCAUCAUAAAAGCACUAGUUGUGUGAAGCAGGACUGGCAUGAUGACCUUGACAUUCAGUCAAGCCAGAUUUAUUCUGUUUCUGAAGAAAAAAUAAGCGAGGCAAUUGAGGUGUUUGUAAAUCAGAAGUUUACUAACGGGAAGCAUCUGGCUGAAGACGGGAAAAUUUACCAGUCCAAAGAAUUAAUGGAUGCUCUCCAGACAUUAAGGUCAAAUAAGGAAUUGAUAUUGAAACUUGUAAAGGAUCCAGACACAUUGCUUGUGAAGCAAAUUCAGGAUUUGGAAGGUACUCGAUUAGAGGAAGACCGAAAUUCAAAGUCAGCGGCAAAAUCCCACCUGCUAGGUGAGGAACUAAGUAACUCAAGACCAUCUGAGCCUGUUAACUAUAAGCAGCACAAGUUCUUCAAGAGAAAGAGCAAGUCUCAGAAAAGAGACUUGUUUGAUGGAAAUGAGAACUGUCAACAACCUUCAAAUAGAAUUGUUGUUUUAAAGCCCGUACCAGCAGGAGUGCAGAAUUCUGAAACUGAUAGCAGCCUUAACACAUCAUUGCAAUCUCAUUUCAGCCUGGAGAACAAUGGGCAGAGCGAGAGAGUUGCUUCCCAAUUCUCAUUUACUGAAAUUAGACGGAAGUUAAAGCAUGCUAUGGGAAAGGAGCGGCACAGGAUCUCAUCAGAUGGUGUUACCUAUAAAUUUCCUUCUGAUCAUCAGAACUCGGGUAACACUGAGAAAGGGGUUGGUGGGGAGAAUGGUGGAUGGGGUUCUCCAAAUAGAAACCAUUUCUAUAAUGAAAGAUUUGCCAGACCUUCCAUUGGUGUAAAGAGAGGAGACCAGAUUAGCAAGCGAAAAGACACUGAGACAAGUAUGGGAACUGAACCUGUUGGAUAUCCUGAGCAAAGGGUAUCUAACAUCUACAGUGAGGCCAAGAAACAUCUGUCAAAGAUGCUGAUCAAUGAGGAUGGAAUUGAGAAAUUUUCAAGCAGGCGGUUACCAAAAACCCUGGGGACGAUUCUCUCUCUUCCUGAGUUCAACUUAUCUCCUAUUUCCAGUCCUGGAAGAGACAGGGACCACAUUUUUCCAACUGAACAGAUGAAAUUGUCUCCUUCCAACAAUAUUCACAUGGUAAACGAGAACAUUUGGCGGCAAGAAAAGUGUGUCAGCCGUCUUGGUCCAUCAAGGCAAAACUUGGAGAGCGAAUCAUACGCUACUGAUGACAGCCCUGAAGAUAAAGUACAAGCUUCCAGCUCAAAUCUUGAUAUCACUGAUGAGCUUAAUCAUGCUAAAUCACUGGUGGAAACCUCAUAUUCUAUGAGAGAUGAAAUGAGUUAUUAUGGUGAUGUGCAAAUUGUAAACGCUACUGAUACUGUAUUCCAGGAAAAAAGUGAAGUCCUAGAUGUUUUAGCUGAAAGCUCCUCAAUUACUAGAGAUGGCCAGGAGGAUACUGCUGAAGUUUCUGAAAAAAAGGAGUACCCACAGUGCUUGAUAUCGGACUUAAUUGAUGAGGACGAGUCAUUGUCUUCUCCAUUAGCAUCUCCAUCAAGCUCUUUAAUUGCCAAUCAAGUUGAAGAUCUAGAAAGUGCAAAUGAAAGAACAGAGCAACCCAGUCUCACGCCUGUACUCGAGGCCUUGUUGUUCACAGACGACGACAUCAGCCCUGCAAGCACCAAAACCCAACCUGUUGAACCACCAAUGCCAGCACUACAUCAGGUCUUUUCUGCUACUCAUGAAGGAAUAUGUGUAACAACUUGCAUGGAGGAUGAGGAAUCCACAUUUGAAUAUGUAGAAGCAGUGCUACUAGGUUCUGACUUGAAUUGGGAUGAAUUUCUCUUGAGGCGGCUAUCUUCAGACCAACUUCUUGACCCAUCAUUGUUUGAAGAAGUUGAGUUGUUUCCAAAUGGAUCUCGUCACGACCAAAAGCUCCUCUUUGAUUGUACUAAUGAAGUUCUUGAGGAGGUUUGUGAGAAUUAUUUCGGUUGCUCCCCUCGUGUGUCUUUUAUAAAACAGAACAUUCGGCCAGUUCCAAAGGGGAAGGAUCUCAUUGAUGAGGUAUGGGAAGGAGUCCAAUGGCAUCUUCUGCUGCAACCGCCAUCUCAUUCCAUGGACCAUAUUCUUAGAAAAGACUUGGUGAGAACUGGAACAUGGAUGGACCUUCGAUUUGAUAGUGCAAGUAUUGGUACUGCAAUGGAGGAAGCCAUUCUUGGAGAAUUGAUAGAAGACACUAUAACGAGCUUUCUAGAUGAAGGUCUCAGAAGUGAUCUUUCUGCGCUUCCAGCUGAGUAGAACGUAAAAGAGAAUAACAUAAAUUUGUAAAGCCCAAACAACUUGUUCGCUAGAAGUGGCCUGCCUCGAGUCGGGAGGAGAAAGAAGUAAACAAGUCAUUUCUAGCAUAUCAGGAGAGCAGUGUGCAGCAUCUACCAAGUUAGAAUUGGGUGUUUUCUAGCUCUCUCUCGGAGCUUUCUAUGGACAAUCUGACACUGGAUUUACUGACAUUGCCACUGAAACCAUAACGGUAUGGUAGUUAGAAAUUUCCAGUUUAUUAACAGAAUUUAGGAUUUCUCCGUGGUGGGAGGCAUUAAAUAAAGGAUCCUUGCUACAUGGGAAAGGACCAGAGACACCUAGUUUCCGUGCAAGUGCUUCUUGCAAAACUACAACUCAUGACGAGUGACACUACUGGGUGGGGUGGAUUUAACCCGGUGACAUUGGAGGUGUUCCUGUAAUUGUAGAUUUUGUAGGGUUCUGUGUGUUGAAUGUGUUGCGUCGGCUUCUCUGAACGUUUUCGCGCUUUAUUUUCCCAUAAUACUUCUGUUGUAAUUACAAUUUUUUUUUUUUUGCUGAGUAUUGUGAGUUGUGAGUAGUCAGUUGUAACUGAAAAAGGAAAUGAAUUGAGUGUUUUCCUGUUGCACCACACUGAAAAUAAUACUAUGGUUGUUGUAUUUUGUUUCAAAAA